CUGAUUUUCACCACCGUACAACCCGUCACAAACUAAAGUUUCAUCCCAAUCAUCUGGACGAGUGGCGGUCUUCCACCGUGCGUUUUUCAAGGCACUUUCUUCCACGCACAACCAUUCUUUGGAAUCAACUUCCAGCAGCAGUAUUUCCGAACCGAUACGACAACAUAACCUUCAAGAAAAGAGUAUAUUCCUUUUAAAAGGCCGGCAGCACACCUGCAAUACCGCUGGUGUUGUGGGUGAUCAUGGGCGGCGGUAGUCACUUACCAUCAAGUGAGCCGCAUGCUCGUUUGCCCCCUGUGUUGUAAAAAAAAAAAAAACUCUUGUAUAAUUAAUUAUCUUUUUAAAUAGUGUUUAUAUUAAGAAUAACGUAUACAGGAGUGUUUUUACUAGAACCUCUUUGUCCAAGAUUAAUCUGAUCCAAUGAACGUGAAAGUAGUGAAUGCAAAGAUUCUCUGUCGUCUUAAACCGGUUAAAAUCUCUGCAAGCCAAUUGAAGUGACUGUUAUAUCUACACGACCGGCGCACGCGUAACUUCACCAUAAAGUCAAUCUGUAACAGUAUGAAAAAGUACAUAAACAACUCCCUUUUUUUAUUUGUGAUUUUGUUUUUAUUAGUACGAGCGGAACAAGAGAUUGUAAAUAAAGAGGACGGUUUAAAUAAAAUAUUGGAUAAAUUGCAUAAUACAGAAGUACCAGAUAGCGCAUUAUUAAUAUUAGAUCGUUUGAAUUUGAAAAAAAUAUCUACGAUAUCACAUUAUGCAAGACACAACAAAAUUUCAAAACAGGAAGAACAAAAUUCAACAUCUACAUCGGAGAAUAGACAAUGUACCUGUUCUCAAGGAGUGUGCAAAUGUUGUACUGGAUAUUUUAUGGACCUAAUCAAUCAGAAAGCAUGUUUGAAAGUAAUAUAUACUCCAGGAGAUUUCGCUUUUGAUGUCGUUAUGAGUUUAAAUGAUAGGGUUCUUUAUGAAAAUUCUAUGUCAGGAAAAAACCCUAAGCCAAUGUGCAUAAGUCCACCCAGGCUGUCGAACUUAAAAGUGUGCGCUAAAAUGUAUGAUGUAUAUUUCCCCGGAAGAAACUUUCACUUUUGUUUGGCUAUGACGGGACAGUGGCGAUCAGUCGAGCUGUUCAAUAUGGCCUUUGAUUGUUUAAGAAUGGGUGCAAAUGGAAUAGCAAUGAUGAAGCCAGGAGAAGGGGGUGAUCUCGUCUAUGUGAGUCCCGAUGGCGGUUAUAACGCUGUGGUCGAUAAUGAAACGGAUGAUAUAGAAGAAUACGAUGAGAAUGUGGUCCGAUCCUUUUUGGAUUUAUUUGAGUAAAAAAAAGAAAACUAUAUUGUAAUAAUAUCCAAAGCAACAAUUUGUAUUAUUGUAAUGUAGCUGUUAUAUUUAUUACUUAAAUUAGCUAUUAAAAUCACUAUACAAUA
Molecule: messenger RNA, 1421 nt
Organism: Galleria mellonella (greater wax moth)
Lineage: Eukaryota; Metazoa; Arthropoda; Insecta; Lepidoptera; Pyralidae
Exons: 4
Coding region: 559-1314 (251 amino acids)
Source: RefSeq, a predicted model, not a curated record